AUUAAAUUUAAAACGUAAAAGUUUGCCAUUUACUGUGGUUUUUAUUGCUACCUAUACCCUAGGGGUAGACUAUCUGAUUAUACAAGUGCCCAUGCGAAUGCGAAUACGACAGGGAGUGCUGAUGCCAUUACGACUGUGACUACGUAGCCGAAAGAAUUUUGGCUCUGUUGGCCCCCCAUACUUUCCCGCAGCCGCGGAUGUAAAACAUAAAAAAUAAACAAAAUGGCAGCUCACGGAGAUGCCGAGGUGAAACCGACGCACGUGGGGAAGAAGAAAAUUGUUGCAAAACGAUACUGGGACGACAGCACAGAGAAAAAAGGAAGAGAAGGUAGAGAGAAAGAACAAAAAAAGGAGGAGCAUGAUGAACAAAAAAAUACCCUUGAGGGAGGAAUGCCGUAUGUGAAAAGGAAGAAGGGUGAAGAUGGUAGAAAGAAGGGUAUAUCUGGGAAAAUGGACCCUUUCCCUGGUCCUGCCCCUAUUUCAAAAGAGAAGUUGAAGAAGUUCAAAAGAGGGGGCAAUAAAAAGAUGUCCUCGGGAACCAGAGGUAGACUAAAAGACAGUCUGUCACGUGCAGAGGUUGCCUCUAAUCUUGCCCAGAACCAGGCAGCACGCUAUGACCUACUGCUGCCAGAGGAUGCUGGGUUUUUGGAAGGAGAUGAGGAUGAGGACACCUGCACUAUCAUGCAGGAAGACAUUGCUGAUGCUGUAGACAUCACUUCGGGGUCAAAGUAUUUCAACUUGUCUCUCUCCCAGUUUGGACCCUACAGAGUCGAUUAUACCAGGAAUGGCAGGCACCUUCUGCUGGGUGGCAGACGGGGUCAUGUGGUCUGCAUAGACUGGCAGUCCAAACAGCUGAAGUGUGAGAUGAACGUCAUGGAAACGGUUAAUGAUGUGAAGUGGCUGCACAGUGAAGCUAUGUAUGCAGUGGCUCAGAAGAAGUGGCUGUACAUCUAUGACUCAAGUGGGAUUGAGCUUCACUGCAUUCGGAAAUUCAACGAUGUCUUACGCCUGCAGUUCCUGCCCUACCAUUUCCUACUUGCCACAGCAAGUGCCACAGGGUUUCUGCAGUACCUGGACGUGUCUGUAGGGAAGGAAGUGGCUGCUAUCUGCACUAAAGCGGGGCGUCUGGAUGUGAUGGCUCUGAACCCCCAGAAUGCCACCGUCCACCUUGGCCACCCCACUGGCACAGUGACUCUUUGGUCACCAAAUCAAAAGGAGCCACUAGUGAAGAUGCUCUGUCAUAAAGGAGGUGUGCGGUCAAUUGCUGUGGAUAAGACUGGCACGUACAUGGUGACCUCAGGGCUCGACAGGAAGCUGAAGGUGUUUGACAUCCGAACUUUUCAACCUCUGAAAUCCUACUUUCUCCCUGCGGGGGCCUCCUGCCUCUCCCUGAGCCAGAGAGGACUGCUCUGUGCCUCCACUGGCAAUAUUGUUCAGGUCUACCAGGAUGUGUGCAACACACCAGUGAAAAAGCCCUACAUGACUCAUCGUGUGCGGGGCUCAGUGUACGGAGCCCAGUUCUGCCCCUUCGAGGAUGUCCUGGGUGUGGGGCAUGCAGAGGGCUUCACCAGCAUGAUUGUCCCAGGUGCCGGUGAACCCAAUUUUGAUGGCCUGGAUGCGAACCCCUACCGCAGUGUUAAACAGCGACAGGAGUGGGAGGUGAAGGCUCUGCUGGAGAAGGUCCAGCCUGAGCUCAUUGGGCUGGACCCCGGCCAGCUGGGUCUGGUGGAUCGAGCAAGCUGGGAGCAGCGGCACCAAGACAAAGUCCAGGCACUGGGAUUCGACCCUCUUGCUAAGGUGAAGUAUACACCAAAGUUUAAGACCAAAGGUCGGAGUUCUUCAGGAAAAGUUCAGAAGCGCAAGAAGCAAGUGGCCCAUGAAGAUCAAAGGGAUCAGAUCAGAGAAACAGUGGAGCGACUGCAGAAAGAGAAGCAGAAGAAGGAAGUCAGCAACACUGACCAAGGUCAAAGGUCUGCACUAGACCGAUUCAGGAAGUAGGACAGAGAGCCACUGUCCAGCUGCAGCUUGAGGCCCCAGUGGGGUUUAACUUUUUGUACAUUAUAAUAAAGAACGUAUUCAUAUUGCUCUCCCA
Molecule: messenger RNA, 2092 nt
Organism: Anguilla rostrata (American eel)
Lineage: Eukaryota; Metazoa; Chordata; Actinopteri; Anguilliformes; Anguillidae
Gene: wdr46
Product: WD repeat domain 46
Exons: 14
Coding region: 223-1998 (591 amino acids)
Biological process (GO): maturation of SSU-rRNA from tricistronic rRNA transcript (SSU-rRNA, 5.8S rRNA, LSU-rRNA)
Cellular component (GO): nucleolus; 90S preribosome; small-subunit processome
Molecular function (GO): protein binding
Source: RefSeq, a predicted model, not a curated record